UAGGGAUUGAUUGGCACUCAUAAACACAGUCCAUCAUAAACACAAAAACAUUUAAAACUUUCCCUCCAAUUUCUCUCACCGUCCAAACACACCUCCACUCAGUCCCUCAAAUUUAAUUCCUUUCCCAAAAAUCUCAAAUCCCUAAUCUCCAUGAAAAUUCAUCAUCAAGACUCCAUUUUUAAACCCCCAAUCACUUCUUCUUCUUCUUCCUCCCCUUCUCCCCUUUUCAAUUCUCAAAUUACCCACGACGAUUCUCCUCUGCCUCUGCCUCUGCCUCUUCGCGUGGCAGAUGUCUUAUUAUUCGACGAUAAAGACGACGACGUCUUGGAUGAGUUGUUGAUGAUGGGAGAAGAGGCGAGAUGUAGAGGGUGGCAGAGGAGUUCAAGCUGUUACCCUCCUCACCGGAUUGCUGCUCGAUGGAUCUCUGGUUUGAGGCGGAACAGAGUGAAAGAGAGUAAAAAGGAUGAAUUGGGUGGUGAUGGGAUUGUGCAGGUUAGGCGUUCGAUGAAAGGGCUCAACGAGCAGGAUUCGCGGAAUUCGGCUUCCGAGAUAACUGUUUCAGAACAGUGUAACAGGGAGGCUACUGUCAACCUUGGAGUUGGAUGUUGUCUAUUACAUUUAAUUGCAGCGAGUAAAAAUGAACUUGAUAAGAUGUUGGAAAUGCGAAUGCAAAUGGAGAAGCUUCUUGAAAAUGUGAGAGAGGAAUUGCGAAAGAAAGAUGGUCUCUCUAAGCCAUCUAACGUGUGUGCUUAUUCAACCACGCACAUUGUAGACGGUCCGGAUUUUGAGACCCAACUUUCUCCGCAAAUAUUUACAUCGUCAUAUGUUUUGCCAGGGUCGUCAGCAAUUACUGUUUGUGAUCAUUCUUUGAGAUGGGAGACGCCCAUGCAAGAAGAGUGUUCAGAAGGAAUGGAUAAACUUGAGGCAGAACUUGAAGUUGAGCUAGAGAGAUUGCAACUUCACUUAGAUACAGUAGAUAAUUCGGUGAAAUGUCCACAGAAGAAAGGGAGAUGGGUCACAAAUGAGGACAUUGCUACGUCAAAAAGCCAGACUGGAAGUUCUGGAGAAGUAGUUGCUUUUGUAUUUGAAGACCAAGCAGCAGGCUCAGAAGAGCAUCGCGGUGUUCCUCCUCGUGAAUUGGAGCGGAGGUUGCACGAAUUACUCGAAUCAAGACAGCAAGAACAUAUAAGAGAGUUAGAAGCUAAACUAGAAUGUCUUGAGCACAAGCUCCGGGAGAAAGAAAUGGAGGUUUCUUGGUGGAAAGACACUGCACGUCUUAUUUCUCGCCACCUUCCAGGAUCUUCAAAAUUCAGUUCACAUCAUCUUGCAAAACUUCUUAGUCCUUAACAUGAGCAUCAAAUUUAUAACAGCUUUCGCUUUUGGAAUGUUUAUGUGCCCCCAAGCCUGUUGUUGUAAUUGGUGUUUGAUGACAUUGUGACAAGACUGUUUUGCCUUGGGACUACACAGUGUCCCUGUAAUGCAGUGGGCGAUGCAAAAAAAGGAAAGAUGGGCAGCGAUUGAAACUGCAAAUUUCUAUUU
Molecule: messenger RNA, 1539 nt
Organism: Populus nigra (black poplar)
Lineage: Eukaryota; Viridiplantae; Streptophyta; Magnoliopsida; Malpighiales; Salicaceae
Product: protein POLAR LOCALIZATION DURING ASYMMETRIC DIVISION AND REDISTRIBUTION-like
Exons: 3
Coding region: 151-1347 (398 amino acids)
Biological process (GO): asymmetric cell division
Source: RefSeq, a predicted model, not a curated record